GAGGUGAAAGUAAUGGAGCCCAGUCAGAGUUAGUUCUUGCCGAGAUGCUGUGGGCAGUGUUUGGACAGAUUGGGGUGGCACUCUAGCUGUAUCUAGCUGUAGACCCGAACUUGUGUUUCCCGAUUUUAGUAGCGGCAGCUACUCCUGUCUGUGAGCUGCAUAGUGAACUUGAAUGGGUGACUUUCUCCUGUUGGUGUUCGACCUCUGGAUGGAAGAGCAAAAAUGAUUGCCAGAAUGACAGUAACUGAAUUGUUCAACUCUGAAUACCAUCACCAUUUUGAUAGUGGUCAUGUGAGGGUAUCUCCCAACAUUGUUGUUCCUUCAUGUAGAAAAAAGCAGACAGAGGAUUAGAUCUGUAACUGCUAUAUGCUAUUUUUUGUCUUUCAAAGUGCAGGCAAGGAUAAUACGUAGGGUUCUGACUGUUAGGGAAGAAGUGUGUGUAUGGGGUAAACCAGGGUUAUGUUUUCUCACUACCCUGAGAACCUUCGUGUAAUUUUCAUUAAAUCUGCAUAUAUGCUAUAUGUUAUGGUUACAAACCUGAUUACUAAAAUAUAAAACAACCAUGUAAUGUAACAAAAGCAUGUAGAAUGCUCUCAUUUUAUAAAUUUUGAGACAGGCAAGACAAGGACUUGUUUUGCUACCAGAGAGAGACAGUGACCAGCUUACAAGUCAAGUUGACUAGGGAGAGAGGAGCGAGGAGUGAUGAUUAUAGAGGAAAACAUUUAAGUCCAAGCACAACUGAUCACAUCUUUGCAGUGAAACUGUUGAGAAAUCCUCCUAGAAAUCUGGAGUAGUUGUGACGAGAUAGUUGUUUCAGACCGCUGGAUCAGGUAGUACUUUCCUCUGCUUGAGAGGGAAAGUGUUUAAUUGACAGCACUGAUACUAAGUAAUUAAUACCAGGAUGCUUUUGCCACCUUGCAUUCUGUUGGUCUAUGUAUUGUGUAAUGUGGUGCUAUUGAGUUUGAGCUCCAAACUGCAAGCUAGUCAUGAUGAAUAUCUGUUGCCAUCAUAAUAAAGGAAGGCAUCUCAAAAUUUUGUAGUGUUGGACUUGGAACCCUUCUAGUUUAUAUGCACUAUUUAAAGUGGAAGGCAAAGUCUAAAUACUAAUCAAGACUGGAAAAGAUGGUAAGAAUUUGUGAAGAGAUUGCUUUUGUUCUUUUGUCUUAAAGCGUUUUCCAAACUGUCAUGUCUUGAAGAAAUGAGGGUGAAUUUUGAUAGGAUUAAAAAUCAACAAUAUAAUGUAUAAUACUGGACAUAUAACAGAGGCCAGCUGUAAGGGGCAAGAAUCCCUAUGUCAACAAGGCAGUAACAUAGCCAUGAUGAGGGUUUAAAAUACCUGUCUUCUUUUCAGCCAUUUAAAGUUUUGGCAACUGAAACUAUAAAUGGAAAGGCAUUAGAGGCAGAUAUAUACAACGCAAUUCCGACUGAAAAGGUGGAUGGAACCUGCUGUUAUGUAACUACUUAUAAAGGGCAACCAUAUCUAUGGGCCAGGCUGGAUCAAAAACCUAACAAACAAGCUGAGAAAAGGUUUAAACGAUACUUGUAUUCAUUGGAAGAUUGCAAAGAAUUUGUUUGGAAUGUUAAAGAGGAUUUCAAGCCUGUGCCAGAUACCUGGAUUCCAGCAAAGGACAUAGAGUUCUCUAAUGGCAAUCCUUUGCCUGAUGAAAAUGGACAUAUGCCAGGUUGGGUGCCUGUGGAGAAAAAUAGUAAGCAGUAUUGCUGGCACUCAUCUGUUGUAAAUUAUGAGGCUGAAAUAGCACUGGUAUUGAAACACCAUGCUGACCCAGGGCUUCUGGAAAUCAGUCCAGUGCCAUUAUCAGAAAUUUUGGAACAAACAUUGGAGCUCAUUGGGACUAAUAUUAAUGCAAAUCCAUAUGGAUUAGGAAGCAAGAAGCAGCCUCUACACCUUCUUGUACCACAUGGAGCAUUUGAGAUAAAGAAUCCUCCUACUCUGAAACAAAAUGACAUAUUGUCUUGGUUUGAAGGCUGCAGUGAGGGUAAAGUUGAAGGAAUUGUGUGGCACUGCCAUAAUGGGUGUUUAAUCAAGCUCCAUCGGCAUCAUCUUGGUUUACGCUGGCCACUUCCAGAUACAUACCUGAAUUCUCAGCCUGUUGUAAUUUCUUUUAAUAGAACUAAAUAUGACUGUGACUUUGAACCAAGAAGUUUGUUUCACUAUUUUUCAAACUUGGAUGGUCAAAGAUUUGAUAGACUCAAAGAUAUAAAGUUUGAUGCUUGAACUGAUUUUUCUCUUUUAAUUGUUGCA
Molecule: messenger RNA, 2263 nt
Organism: Athene cunicularia (burrowing owl)
Lineage: Eukaryota; Metazoa; Chordata; Aves; Strigiformes; Strigidae
Gene: RLIG1
Product: chromosome 1 C12orf29 homolog
Exons: 6
Coding region: 1676-2236 (186 amino acids)
Biological process (GO): response to reactive oxygen species
Molecular function (GO): RNA ligase (ATP) activity
Source: RefSeq, a predicted model, not a curated record